AUGUGUUUGGUUCGUGACAAAGAUGAGAUGCUUCCUCUCCACUUUGCUGCAAUGAGAGGGCGCGUGGAAGUCAUCAGGGAGUUGAUCAAAGCCAAACCAAACUCUAUUCGGGAGAUGACCGAAACUGAUGAUGGUUCUGUUCUUCACUUGUCCAUUCGCUAUAACCAUCUCGAGGCUCUGAAAUUGCGAGUGGAAUCACUGAGAGAUGACCAUCAUUUCCUAUCACUCAAAGACAAAGAGGAUAACUCUCUUCUGCAUUUAGCAGUGAAACGCAGACAAAUCAAGAUCAUUAAAUACUUGCUUUCCCUAUCCGAAAUGAGUAUGGAAAUAAAUGCUUUGAAUAGGGAGGGUUUAAAAGCUAUGGACAUGUUGGAGCGCUAUCAAACAGAUUUUGUGAGCCAACACACUUUUAUUGAAGGAGUUGAAAAGCCUGCAAAUGAAGGUAUAGCACAAGUAGUUUCCUCAGCAACCCUAAUCAGCAAUAAGGAAAAAACGGCUUUGCCAACAUAUAGACGACAACAAAAUUCCUCACAAGCACAAAGCAUAACUAUUGAACUUGUACAACUAGAUCCUCCUCCACAACCCUCACCUCAACAAACAUCAUCAUCCUCACAAACCAACAUUAAUAAUAUUCCUGAACCACCACAGCCCUCACCAAGCAAUGGUCCUCAUCAGCUCCAACAUGUGACUUCACAAAACAUCACAAGUGAACAAGGACAAGAUAAAUGGAACAGGUUUGAGAGGUUCUGCAAACGUAAUCCAUCAAGAAGCAGUUUGUGCAGUUUCUCAAUCUCCAAUUGUCCUUCAUAA
Messenger RNA from Glycine soja, 810 nucleotides. RefSeq lists its product as uncharacterized. The coding region runs from base 1 to 810 and encodes 269 amino acids. The transcript has 2 exons. Gene Ontology annotation, molecular function: protein binding. Lineage: Eukaryota; Viridiplantae; Streptophyta; Magnoliopsida; Fabales; Fabaceae. The record is from RefSeq and is a predicted model, not a curated record.